This is a messenger RNA of Salvia miltiorrhiza (redroot sage), 1051 nucleotides long. RefSeq names its product NEP1-interacting protein-like 1. The transcript is spliced from 5 exons. Bases 219 to 899 code for a protein of 226 amino acids. The record is from RefSeq and is a predicted model, not a curated record. NCBI's taxonomy places the organism in Eukaryota, Viridiplantae, Streptophyta, Magnoliopsida, Lamiales, Lamiaceae.
AUGAAAAUGAGUAUUUAGCAAUUAAGAGAUAUGGAUGUGAAUAGCAGCCCUCGAGCUUGGAUUAACCAACUUUAAUGCUUCCCUCUCAGCUCAGCAUCUACUCAUGAUACUUCCCCCCCUUCUAUAUAUUCCCCAUUCUUCCCAUCAUAUAUUUGUCAACCACUUAAAUUUAUCUUCUCGAAAUUAAUAUAUAAUUUAAUUGAAGUAGUUUUCCAGAAAUGUUAAAGAUCAGCUGGAGCUCCUACAGCAUGUCCUUGAUAUGGAGAAGACUGAAUGAUGUUUUGUUGAAGCUCAUCAACAAAUUCUCUGUCGCUCUUUUUACUUGUACCUUUGCUUUAGGUGGAGCUGCAGUGGGGGCGAUUGCCGGAGCAAUCAAAGGGCAGACGACGGAAACCGGCCUCUCGCGUGGCUUCGUUGUAGGAGCGGUGGCGGGGGCCGUCACCGCCGUCCAAUUGAUGGACCUUGUCGUAAAUGGACUGCCUUUUCCUAAGGUUGCAUUAAUUCGUAGUCUGAUAAAUGGGAAGGUGUUUAGGGAGUGGGUGAGCCCUGCACUCCUAAAAGCUUACCAGUGGCAGAUGAGCGCUAUAGACACAAGCGAGAGGGAAUUCUCAGACAUCUUUGACAUUCAUACAUUGAAUGGACUAUCUCAAGAUUCUAUUAAAGAAUUACCAAUUCACAACUUCAAUGGUACCACAUCAUAUUCAAACACUAGCUGCUCAAUUUGUUUAGAGGAUUUGAAGAAUGGAGAAGUGGUGAGGUGGCUUCCUAGGUGUAAGCAUAUAUUCCACGUUGAGUGCGUAGAUGAAUGGCUAAUGAGGCAGGGCAGCUGCCCAAUAUGCAGGAAAAAUGUUUCUUCACCACACAUUCAAGAUUCAACCCUCUUCAAAUAUGCAAAUUAGGUGAACAAAAUCUGGUGGCUUCUAGCACUAGUCUCCCCAUUAAAAUAUUCUUAAAAAAUCUUGCUUUUCUUGUUAUGCAACUACUCAAGUAGGCAUGGUAUGUAUCUACUCUGUAAUUUUGUUAUAUAUGUACGCGUGAUGAUUUAUACUCA